UAUUUAUCUUUUUUAGCUCAACCAAUUCCUCUCCUUAUCAGUCGUCCUAAUAUUUAACCAAGGUCUGGAUUGAAGAACGGCCAUGGAGAAAUGGAGCUUAAUCACGAUUACUGUGUUACUUGGACUUAUUGUCCGUUGGACUGUGUCACUUGGCCCUUACUCAGGUGCAGGAAAACCACCUAUGUAUGGAGACUAUGAAGCUCAAAGACACUGGCAAGAAGUUACUUACAAUCUGCCAGUCAAACAGUGGUACUUUAACACCAGUGACAAUAAUUUACAGUACUGGGGCCUUGAUUAUCCACCUCUUACUGCUUAUCACAGUCUUCUGUGUGCUUAUGUGGCAAAGUUAAUAAAUCCAAGUUGGAUUACUCUGCACACAUCUCAUGGGUAUGAGAGUCAGCCACACAAGUUAUUCAUGCGUGCAUCAGUUCUUGUUGCUGAUUUGCUAGUUUAUAUACCUGCAGUAAUCUUAUACUGCUGUUAUUUAAAAGAGACAUCGGUGAAAAAGAAGAUUUCUAGUGCUCUCUGCACAUUGCUUUAUCCAGGUCUCAUUCUGAUUGACUAUGGACAUUUUCAAUAUAAUUCUGUGAGUCUUGGUUUUGCUGUGUGGGGAGUGCUGUUUCUCUCUCAUGACUUUGACCUUUUGGGCUCAAUAGCAUUUUGCUUAGCUAUAAACUACAAACAAAUGGAGCUUUACCAUGCUUUGCCCUUCUUCUGCUACCUGCUGGGAAAGUGCUUCAAAAAAGGCCUGAUGGGCAAGGGGUUGUGGAUGUUGUUGAAAUUGGCCUUUAUUGUCAUUCUUUCUUUUGCUCUCUGCUGGCUCCCAUUUUGUACAGACAUUGAACAAAUUUUGCAAGUGCUCAGAAGGCUCUUUCCAGUAGAUCGAGGUUUGUUUGAGGAUAAAGUAGCCAAUAUUUGGUGCACUGUAAGUGUCUUUUCCAAAAUAAAGACAAUCCUGACAACAGAAACACAACUUAAAUUAAGUUUUGCUUUAACAUUCCUGACCAUACUUCCCAGCUGCAUAAAACUGACUCUGCAACCUUCUCUCCGAGGAUUUAACUAUGGCUUGGUUUGCUGUGCAUUGUCUUUCUUUCUCUUCUCAUUCCAAGUGCAUGAAAAAUCUAUUCUUCUUGUUUCAGUACCAGUCUGUUUAGUUAUACAUGAAAUUCCUUUUAUGUCUACAUGGUUUCUUCUAACUUCAACUUUCAGCAUGCUUCCCCUUCUAUUAAAGGAUGGCCUUCUUUUGUCUUACACUGUGACAAUGUUGGCUUUUCUCAUGGUGUGUACAACUUCUUUUUCAAUAUUUGAAAAAACAUCUGAAGAAGAUCUGCAACUAAAAAGACUUUCCAUGUUCAUAAGAAGAUACAUUCCUUGGUUUAAGACAUUUGCAAAACUUAUGAAGAGUUUAUUCUUCAUCUCAAUAACUCUGAUGGGCAUCCUGACUCUAAUGAGCGCUACGAUGGAUCCUCCAAAGCGGCUGCCAGAUUUAUUUCCACUAGCUGUCUCUGUUGUAUCCUGCUUGCACUUUCUCUUUUUCUUACUAUAUUUUAACAUCCUUGCAAUGUGGGAAUCAAAAGAUGGCCGAAACCAGAAAAAAAUAAAGUAGUUUAAGUGCCAGCUUGGAAAAUUAAUGGCUCUUACUGGGGACAUACCAUUAAUAUUUCUAUAGACCUUUGUCUUAAAGUGUUCUAUAAUGGAAUAUUUUUUUUAAUAAUUUCAUGUAUUUUCUAAGAAAAUCUAGAAGAAAAUGUUUAUAUGUCAAUAUGUGCUGUUUCACAAGAGAUUUGUGCUUACUGCACUUUUCUGUGCACUAAAAAAGAGCCAGAAUGCUUGACAAUUCAUUCAAAAUAAAUCCUGAAAAUAAGGACCA
Molecule: messenger RNA, 1870 nt
Organism: Candoia aspera
Lineage: Eukaryota; Metazoa; Chordata; Lepidosauria; Squamata; Candoiidae
Gene: ALG6
Product: ALG6 alpha-1,3-glucosyltransferase
Exons: 15
Coding region: 83-1606 (507 amino acids)
Biological process (GO): protein N-linked glycosylation
Cellular component (GO): endoplasmic reticulum membrane
Molecular function (GO): dolichyl pyrophosphate Man9GlcNAc2 alpha-1,3-glucosyltransferase activity
Source: RefSeq, a predicted model, not a curated record